UCCCCCCCCUUAUUGUAGGUACCUCCGUUGCUGGAGCUGGAUCAUUCAGGCAUCUUGUGGAUUCUUCAUUCUCACGUAGCAUCAGAUUACUACCCGUGUCUUUCUGCAUAGAACAUCUCUCUCUAUUGCCCCAAACCAGGACAAAGACAAAAAAUAAGGGGGAGAAAAAGUAAUUGUUUUGUCACAUUUUUGUUUGAGAGCUGCUUUAAGUUCUUUAGUGCCUCUUAGUGAAACUGCCUGCAUUGUGAGAAGAGAAGCACUGGAUGUUGUAUCUAUGGUCAGCAAAGUCAUGUCUUUUUGGGGGUACAACCUUAAGGAAUACUAUGUAGUCAAGUUGCCUUAGAUCAAACCUUGUGUGUGUUGCACUGGCCACUAAUUCUGUUGCAGCUACUGUAAACCUUUAGGUAUCUCAGUCAAUAGUUUCCACUGUAGUUUGCAGUUAUUUUCUGAACUGAAGAGAGGAUACUCUCAUUUUAAUGUUUUUAUUCAGCAUGGCUUGGGCUUGAGGCAGUGUGGGGGACUGAUUUUAAUUGAAUUCCUGGUGAAUUUCCCAGCCCUUGCAACUACACGGGAUCCAUGCUAUGGCAGCAGCCUACAAACUUGUGGUCACGACAGUGAACUGCUACAGCAGCGUUGUGGUAGAGUGCCGCUUUCAGCACACCGUGCAUUACUGCCCUGGGGCCUGCCACGCAGUCAGGCAGGGCCUGGCAUGCAUUGUGGCCCACCGCAGUAUUUGUGCAGAGCUGCUUCGAGUCCCAGCAUCCCACAGCAAAGGUACAGAUCUGGGCACUAAACUUCCUGCUCCUGAGAAUGGGCCAGCUUUGCCUGGAAAUGAGGACUACCACCAGAUCCUCUCAAGUAACCCACGGCUCAAAAAGGGUUCUUCACUACAAACCUCCUGCAGUCUCAAAGAUAUCACUGGGGAAGCAAUCAAUCUUGCCAGUGGCAAAACAAAAGAAUUCUCAUUUGACAAGCUCAGAAACUCCAGCCAUGUAACCCAUCGAAAGGGAAGGAAAGUUAGGUCCGAAACGUUCAGCAGGCGCUCAUUUGAUUUUGAUUUGAUUUAUGGGCACUUAAGCAAUGAUGAGAACUGUCCUCCUUUUGGCUUGCUGCAGAAUCCCUUGCCUGGGGAGAAAUGGCAGGAGACGAGUAAUUCUCCAGAGGGACACAUAGGCCCUUUUUCCUCCCAAACCUUUUCUGAAGAGAGCUUUAUUACUCAGAUUUUAGAAAAGCACAAGCUGGACACCUCUUCUGGUGGGGACAUUAAAGUGUGUUUGGACAUCCUGCUGAAAUGCUCAGCAGACCUGAAAAAAUGUACAGAUAUAAUAAAGCACUGCAUCAAAAAAAAAUCUUCAGAUGGUCUUGGUGGGGGAAACAGUAAUGACCCCCUGGCCAACUCUGAAAUGAUCUAUAUGAAUUUGAUGUCAAGGUUUUCUUCCUACCUGAAAAAGCUGCCCUUUGAAUUCAGGCAGUCUGGACAUGCAGAACCCAGUGACCUGGCCGAAUUGCUGAAUAGCCUGCACAGUUUGCAACAGACACCCUUUUCCCCAAUAUUUGGUAAUGAGCAACCACCUCGUUAUGAGGAUAUUGUACAGUCGCCAUCCUCCAGGACUGACCACUCCUUUAGUGUAGAACGGCAAGAUGAUCCUCAUGAGAUCAGUACAAGUUGCAUUGCCAAAUCCAUCCAAACUAACACGGUGAGCUUUACCUCAAACUCCCUACACAGCACCCCCCAGGAGCACACCCGAAGAGCUGUGAAAAAUGUUUGUGCUCUACCUCAGUUGUCAACUGCAAGCCCCUCUGACUGCAUGUCUUCCACAGAACCUCUGUACAUUGUGGAAGAGUCAGAUGGGGAAAUAACACCAGGCAAGGUAAAGAAGGCAGAGAGUAAAGGGAACUGGGAGAGUUUAGGGAGCAGGCAACAGAAAACUGGAAGUUCAGAUCCUGCUAGAGACCUUAAAGCAGCACCUGCUGGAGUGCAAGAUGAAGAUCUUGCCCAUACCUCUGAGAAAACAGUCUUGAUAGAACCAGCCUCAGAUUCUCUUCUGGAUGAUACCUCUAAGAGGGAGCAAGCAGAAUCUAAGGCAACCAACCAGGAUGAGAUAGAUAAGCUGCUCUUGGACCUGGAACACUUCUCACAAAAGAUGGAGAACACCCUGAGGGAGCCCAUCAUUAAGGAGAAUGAUCCUGCAUGUAUUAAGGAGUUCAGCCACCAGGGUGGGCAGGCAAUACCCCUCGCUCUUGAAACCAAAGGAAAACUUGCAGACAAAAGCCCUACUUCCCCUUUGUCAAAGAUCAUGGAAACCAAUGGCCAUAAAAUGGAGGAAGAUGACAAAGCUCUUUUACUGCGUAUUCUGGAAAGUAUUGAGGACUUUGCCCAGGAACUGGUCGAAUUCCAAAUGGGCAAAGGCAGUUUAUCCAAAGAGAAGGAAGUGAUGCAGAUUCUUCAGGAAACUCUGACAGCCCCCUCACAGUCCUUUCCAGCUGUGCAGAGAAGCUACACUGAAGCUGCACCCAAAGAUGCUGUCCCAGCCUUGAUUCAGCAGGCCCCAGAGGUGAUCAAGGUUCAAAAUAAACAAGAGAAGAAGCCUGGGAUUCCAUCCCCAGCCCCUUUGAACUCAGCAGUCAGUCCACGACCUCUUUUGCCUGUGAAUAAAGGCUCUGUCAGUGCCCCCUUGUCCAUAAACAUUCCACGUUUUUACUUCCCCAAAGGACUUCCAAAUGUGUGCACCAAUCAUGAGGAGACCAUUGCCAGGAUUGAGAUGGCCUUUACAGAAUUUGAAGAGAGAGUCAACAUUUAUGAAAUGGGGAAAAUUACCAAGAUAUGUGGCUGCCCUCUGUACUGGAAAGCACCCAUGUUCAAUGCAGCAGGGGGAGAGCGGACAGGAUUUGUGUCUGUACAUUCGUUCGUAGCUAUGUGGAGAAAAGUAUUACAGAACUGUCAUGAUGAUGCAUCCAAAUUCAUAUACCUUCUCGCAAAACCUGAUUGCGACAACCUAGAGCAAGAGGAUUUCAUCCCACUGCUUCAGGACGUGGUGGAAACGCAUCCUGGCCUGACCUUUUUGAAGGAUGCUCCAGAAUUUCAUUCUCGCUAUAUUACUACGGUUAUACAGAGAAUAUUCUACACAGUCAAUCGAUCCUGGUCUGGGAAGAUCACCCUAACAGAGAUGAGGAAAAGCAACUUUUUGCAAACGCUUGCCCUCUUGGAAGAGGAGGACGACAUAAAUCAGAUCACAGAUUAUUUCUCCUAUGAGCAUUUCUAUGUCAUCUACUGCAAAUUCUGGGAACUGGACACUGACCACGACCUCUACAUCAACCAGAAGGAUCUGUCUAGAUACAAUGAUCAAGCUUUGUCAAACAGGAUUAUUGAGAGGAUAUUCAGUGGAGCUGUGGUGAGAGGAAAUGAAGUCCAGAAGGAGGGGCGGAUGAGCUAUGCAGACUUCGUGUGGCUCCUGAUUUCUGAGGAGGACAAAAGGAGCCCCACAAGUAUCGAGUACUGGUUCCGUUGCAUGGACCUGGAUGGGGAUGGUGUGCUCUCCAUGUACGAACUGGAGCAUUUUUAUGAGGAGCAGUGCGAGAGGAUGGAAGCGAUGGGCAUUGAGCCAUUGCCCUUCCAUGACUUACUUUGCCAAAUGCUUGACCUGGUGAAGCCAGAGAGGGACGGCAGAGUAACUCUCCGAGACCUUAAAAGAUGCCGAAUGGCUCAUGUGUUCUACAACACCUUCUUCAACCUAGAGAAAUACCUGGACAACGAACAGCGGGAUCCCUUUGCCGUGCAGAAGGACAUUGAAAAUGAUGGCCCCGAACCCUCUGAUUGGGACAGAUAUGCUGCUGAAGAGUAUGAAAUUCUUGUUGCUGAAGAAUCUGGAAACGAGCAGUUACAAGAAGGAUCAUUUGAAGAGGACUAUGAAACAGAUGAACUUCUAUUGCCCUCUGAAACUGGAGACAAGUUGGAAAAAUUAGUUAUCUCAGACCUUUCACCAUAGGAAAAUGGAAGAUGUAACCUGUGUCUGUCUGUCAAUAUUUAAAUGGAGAGUGGUCAGUCCUUAGACACAUAGGGAUUUUAAAAAAAAAAAAUCCUUCUCUUUGAAGCAAUGCAUUUUAUUUUGUACACUGUACUUCAAGAUCCCUGUUUCUCCUUCAUGUAUAACUGCCAUAAGGUUAUUUCUAUAAAGAGGCUUUUUGCAAUGUGUUAUUGUGCACGCUCAUUAAAUAUGGUGACUGCA
Gavialis gangeticus (Gharial) is the source of this 4226-nucleotide messenger RNA. It is a transcript of the gene PPP2R3A, whose product is annotated as protein phosphatase 2 regulatory subunit B''alpha. Gene Ontology annotation, biological process: protein dephosphorylation. The transcript has 13 exons. NCBI's taxonomy places the organism in Eukaryota, Metazoa, Chordata, Crocodylia, Gavialidae. Gene Ontology annotation, cellular component: protein phosphatase type 2A complex. Gene Ontology annotation, molecular function: calcium ion binding; protein phosphatase regulator activity. Bases 582 to 3986 code for a protein of 1134 amino acids. The record is from RefSeq and is a predicted model, not a curated record.